Messenger RNA from Neoarthrinium moseri, 2217 nucleotides. RefSeq lists its product as uncharacterized. Lineage: Eukaryota; Fungi; Ascomycota; Sordariomycetes; Amphisphaeriales; Apiosporaceae. The coding region runs from base 1 to 2217 and encodes 738 amino acids. The record is from RefSeq and is a predicted model, not a curated record. The transcript has a single exon. Gene Ontology annotation, biological process: ribosomal large subunit export from nucleus; ribosomal large subunit biogenesis. Gene Ontology annotation, cellular component: nucleolus.
AUGGGCAAGAGGAAAGUCGCUGCGCUCGAGAAGGUCGAGGCCGAUCUGGCCGGUCUGCAGUACAAGAUCCGCCGCGACCCGCAAGCCUACGAGCAGGAGUUUCUGGCCCACCUCCAGCAGUACGGCUCGUCGCUGGACCAGUUCAUGGCCUCGCCCGUCGCCCAGGACUCCGGCGUGCUCAUCUCCUUCCGCGAGCAGAUCGAUCUCCUGGCCCACGUGGCCGAGCUCUAUCCCGAGCACACGGCUGGCUUUGCCGACGAGUUGAAGGAGAUCUUGGUCAAGCAUCAUGCCAUUCUCGAGCCCGAGCUCCGCGAGAAGGUCGUCAGCUCCCUCGUGCUCUUGAAGAGGAAGGACAUGAUCGAUUCGAGCUACCUGAUGACGACGCUCUUCCCCAUCCUGACCACGACUCCCUCCAAGUCGCUGCGCACCCUGCUCUUCUCCAAGAUCGUCAGCGACCUCCGACAAGCCAACACCAAGCACGUCAACCACAAGCUGAACCGAACCAUGCAGACUGUGCUGUACAACCUGGUCACCUCCGAUCGAUCCUCGCCGAAAGCACUGUGGGCCGUCAAGGUAACGCGUGAGAUGUGGAGGCGCCAGCUCUGGACCGACGCGAAGCCGGUCGAUGUCAUGAGGGAGGCCUGCCUGUCCGAUAACGAGAAGGUUGUCGUUGGUGCAGUGCGCUUCUUUCUCGGCGGCGACAAGGAGCGCGAGGAGAUGGAGGACGACAGCAGCGAGGACGAAAACAUCGACAUCAAGAAAGUCAAGCACCAGAUUGGCAUCAACAAGAAGACCAAGAAGAAGACAAAGGCACUCGAGAAGGCCGUGGACAAGGUGAAGAGGCAGGAGCGCAAGAAACACGCCCCGUCGCCCCUCAACUUCUCGGCCUUGCACUUGCUGCAUGAUCCCCAAGGGUUCGCCGAGUCCCUAUUCCAGAAGCACCUUCAGAACUCCAAGACCAAGCUCUCUCUCGAGUCCAAGCUGCAAAUCUUGCAGCUGGUCACGCGCCUAGUUGGUCUGCACAAGUUGACCGUCAUUGCGCUCUACUCUUGGUUCAUCAAGCAUCUCACCCCACGACAGCAAUCCGCAACGUCGUUCUUGGCCUCCCUGGCGCAAGCGACGCACGAGCUAGUCCCACCGGAUGUGCUUGAGCCGCUGAUCGAGAGGAUUGCGAACGAGUUUGUGUCAGAAGCCGCCGCAGCUGAAGUCUGCUCGGCUGGUCUGAACGCAAUCAGGGAGAUAUGUAGUAGACAGCCGCUAGCCAUGGGAGACACUCUUCUUCAAGAUCUUGUGCAGUACAGAAAGAGCAAGGACAAAGGUGUUUCCAUGGCGGCAAGAGGGUUGCUAUCGCUCUACCGCGAGAAGGGCGCAGAGAUGUUGGCAAGGAAGGACCGUGGAAAGAAUGCCACGAUGGGUCUGAAGAGUGGUGAACAGAAGCAGAGGAGAUUCGGCGAGGAGCAGGUUGGCGGCAUCGAAGGCCUCGAGCUGCUGGCCAAGUGGAAAGAAGAGGAGAAGAAACGGAAACGUGUUGCCAAGGGACUCCCCGAGGACGGGGAUGACGAGGAUCAAGAGGAUGAAGAGGAGGAGGAGGAUGACGGCUGGGAGGUUGCUUCUGAUGCCAGCAGCAGCUCAGGCGAGUGGAUACGCGUCAGUGAUUCUGAAGACGAGGACGAACCAGUGGCCAAGAAACAGAAGCGAGACGAUGAUGAUGCUUCUGAAGACGAAGACAAGGAAAACGCCGAGGAAGAGGCUCUGGCACUCUCCAAGCUGGCUACUACCACAAUUCUCACGCCGGCUGACCUAGCGAAACUGCGCGAGCUGCGGAUGGAGGCCCAGGUCGACAAGGCCAUGGGUGGUAGCAAGCGCAAGCAGGACGCCCAAGCACGGCACAUUGACGAAGGCCUGACGGCCGAGCAGAUCGAAGCGCCGGCCAAACUGCGCAAGACCACCAAGGAAGAGCGUGUGGCCAUGGCCAAGGAAGGGAAGCCGGAGCGCGAGGAGCACAAGUCGACCCAGGCCAUCCGGAAGUCCAAGAAGGAGGCCGAGGGCAAGUCCACCACGAACAAGGAGAAGGCUCGGAAGAAGAACUUCUUCAUGACCCUCGGCAAGGCCAAGCAGAAGAACAGGAGGAGUCUGGUGCAGACGAGGAAUAUCCUCAAGGCCCACACGGACAGGUCCAAGUCGGGCGGGCGGAGACGCAAUGGUGUUGGUAAAUAG